This is a messenger RNA of Boeremia exigua, 2331 nucleotides long. Its product is annotated as origin recognition complex subunit 4 C-terminus-domain-containing protein. The transcript has 2 exons. Gene Ontology annotation, biological process: DNA replication; DNA replication initiation. Gene Ontology annotation, cellular component: nucleus; nuclear origin of replication recognition complex. NCBI's taxonomy places the organism in Eukaryota, Fungi, Ascomycota, Dothideomycetes, Pleosporales, Didymellaceae. The record is from RefSeq and is a predicted model, not a curated record. The coding region runs from base 1 to 2331 and encodes 776 amino acids. Gene Ontology annotation, molecular function: ATP hydrolysis activity; DNA replication origin binding.
AUGGACGACGCCCCGCGAUCCGCAAAGCGGAGAAAGCUCGACAUCCCUCGUCGAAACGGAGCCAGCACGCCUGUCCAUGGCAAGAGACCACCCAGGCUGUCUCGGUCGGCAGCGAAAGCGAAAGGGGAAGCUCCACCAGAUGUGUGGCAGGAUACAGCAAGAAAACGGAAGCCACAGGAUGGCAGUGAUGGCACAUUAGCGGAAUCAGCGACUGGCGAAGAGGAUGACAUCUUCGAUGACAUCGAGGGUGCAUUGCGUGUGCAGACGAUACCGGCGACGAGAAAGAGGCAGCCGAGACCAGCUUCUAGCGAGGAGAAGAAGACUGUCGAUCUGCAAGAGCCCUCCAGGACUCCAAAACGAGGCAGACUGCGGUCCACCAAGAACGUGCAAAGCGCAAGCCGGAGCGCCUUGAAAAGUUUGAUUGGCAGCUUCAAACAUGAGGAAGAUCAGGGAACAGACACUCCAGAUGAAUUAGCGGAGAUUGUGACGCCUUCGAAACGUACGAAGACGCCCCUUCCAGCUGUGCGCAAGACACCGGCUGCAAGAUCGACAGGGCGGAAGAAGAAGGCACCGAGCACCGGAGACGGCGAAAAUGAGGAGGAGGAAGUGAGCAUGAUGGAAUCAAUCGCCACUACACCUUCGAGAUCGAACGAGCGCAGCAAGCCUACGCCGACGCGAACGAACGAUCCAGAAAACGCAGAUGAGCCAGCCAGGCGGCCUCCACCGAGCACCACCAAGAAAGCAGCAGAGAGACGCCGGCAAAAUCGCACUGAUCACACCCAGAAUCAAUAUGAUGUCGAAAGCUCACCCGUACUAGAGCACACGGAAGAUGAUGGCCUGGAGGUGGACGGCAACAGUAUCAUGGAAAGCGUGCUCGAUCCAACCGAGCCUAGCCCAUUCUACAAGCCUCCCUCAGCCCAGAAGAUACAGUCAGCACCUACUGUGCUCUACGGCGAUCUUCCAGUAGGACGCGAGUUGGAUUUAUUAAAGACCAUUGUCAUGGAUCGCAUCACUGGCAGACGGCCCUCACCCUUAGUCAACCUGGACGAAGAGUUCAAGUCUGUUCAUCAAACAGUCGAGCACACGGUCACGGCGGGAGAGGGUAAUUCGUUACUCUUGAUUGGAGCACGAGGAAGUGGCAAGACAGCUUUGGUCAACAAGGUCUUAUCAGAAGUAUCGAAGGACAACGCCCAAGACUUCCACGUCAUACGGCUGAACGGCUUCAUUCAUACUGAUGACAAGAUUGCUCUGCGCGAGAUCUGGCGACAGUUGGGCACGGAGAUGGAGGUUGAGGAAGACGGUGGUGGCCCUGGCAAGAACUACGCUGAUACCCUGCAAACCCUUCUUGCAUUGCUCUCGCAUCCAUCAGAACAGACGGGAGAGCAUACAGACUAUGUUGCCAAAGCGGUCAUUUUCAUUAUGGAUGAGUUUGAUCUGUUUGCUCAACAUCCACGCCAGACCCUACUGUACAAUCUGUUCGACAUUGCUCAAUCACGUAAAGCACCUAUUGCUGUGUUGGGACUGACGACGAGAAUUGACGUCACAAAUAGCUUAGAGAAGCGCGUCAAGAGUCGUUUUAGCCAUCGCUACGUUCACCUGGGCCUUGCAAAGACGUUCAGUGCCUUCCAGGAAAUCUGUCGGGCGUGUCUGAUCGUACAACCUGACCAGUUGAGCGUUGAGGAGCGAGGCAUUCUUGGGGGUGGCACAAAGACCACGCCAUCGAAGAGGCUGAAGAAAGAAUCGACGAAGAGCGUUCUCAGUGAGUGGAACGCCAGCAUCGACAAUCUAUUCGCGACCCCAUCUUUCCUCACGACUCACCUCGCCCCAACUUUCCACCUCACGAAAUCUGUUGUUUCAGCUGUAACUUCAUUUCUACUUCCAACCGCCACACUCGCACCCCACACCGCUUUCACGCCAACCCUCUGUCUGUCCGCCGCAGACUCGAAACUUUCUGUUCUUACCUCGUUGAGCACAUUAGCUCUCUCCCUUCUCAUCGCCGCAGCGCGUCUGGACAUCAUCCACGACUCCGAUACUAGCAACUUCAAUAUGGCAUACGAUGAGUACGUGACACUCGCAUCGAAGGCACGCAUACAAUCCGCUGCGGGUGGACUGAGCGCUAGUGGUAGCACAACAAAAGUAUGGGGCAAGGAUGUUGCGCGGCGCGAGUGGGAAGGACUAAUGGAGUUAGGUUUCAUUAUGCCUGUAGUUAUGGGGCAGGGUGGUGGGUUUGGCAUGUGUAGGUGCGAUGUUGCGCUCGAAGAGAUAGGAGAAGUGCUUAAAGGGGAGAAGGGGAUCGAUCGCGGGUUGGAACGCUGGUGUAGAGCGAUUUAA